Molecule: messenger RNA, 2137 nt
Organism: Exophiala oligosperma
Lineage: Eukaryota; Fungi; Ascomycota; Eurotiomycetes; Chaetothyriales; Herpotrichiellaceae
Exons: 2
Coding region: 73-1935 (620 amino acids)
Source: RefSeq, a predicted model, not a curated record
GCUCACUAUGCUCUUCCAUUCUUAAUUGUCCUUGUCUGAUUUCUAUUUCCCUUUUGUCUGUCGCGGUUAAAAAUGAGCAAGCCCAGUUCUCAAUUCUGGACUUGCUCGCGUUGCCUUCUACAAGCGCAACGAUUGAGGGGAGUCGCUUUGAAAGCCCCUCGACUCGACUAUAGAGCCAUAAUCCGUUCAGAUCGUACCUUUAGUAGCACGUCUUUUGUCGCCGAUGAGAAGUCCUCCGGUUCGAUCGAGACACAAAAUCAUGUCCGGAAUGAGCAAGAGAAAGGUGCCAUGUCCCGGCGACUGGCAGAUAUGGCGGAAGAGACUAUGGAUACAGGAAGUAAAAGCGACCGUAAGCUGAUGAAAGAGGCCGGCUUUUCAGAAGAACUCAAAGCACAACUUGAGCAAAGGAUAGCGCAGACAAGCUUCAAUGCUGAGAAUCAGCAGGCUAUAAGUCAAGUCACUAUGCCGACUUCUGCUGGAAAAGGCACUCGUGACAUGGCUGCCGCAGAGCCCUGGACAGGGUCAGAAAACCUCCACGAUGCUGCAUUACGCAUGCUCGAUGACUCCCACAAGAGACUACGGACACCGAAUCGACUGCCUUCUCUCGGUGUAAAAGUCAACCUUCGCCCUGCACCCAAACCGAAAGUAUCCGCGGCGGAUCGGCUAGCCAAUGCACGAGAUAGGACCUCCCGUUAUUCCAUCAGCCAGCAAGAUGAUAUGUCUGAGGAUGAGAGGGAGAAAUAUCGCAAAGAAUUGAAGGACAGAUUUUCUCCUGGCGCGAGGCCUAUGCCUGCGUCGCUCCAAGGCCUCACAAGUCUGGCGAAUGAGAGGAUAGAAGAUGCUAUCGCCCGAGGCCAGUUCAAGAAUAUUUCCAGGGGUAAAGGUGUAAAUGUGGAAAGAGAUUAUAAUGCGAACAGUCCAUUCUUGGAUACAACGGAGUAUUUCAUGAACAAGAUCAUCCAGAAACAGGACAUUGUUCCGCCGUGGAUUGAGAAGCAACAAGAGCUGGUCAAAGCAGUGGCGACUUUUCGUGGUAGACUGAGGAAUGACUGGCGCAGGCAUGCUGCGAGAUUGAUCUCCAGUUCCGGCGGCAGUGUUGAGAGUCAGGUCCGGCGGGCAAUAGCCUAUGCUCUGACGGAAGAAAUCGUCAAUCCUAGGGUACGCAAGGUGGAAAACCUCAGCUCAAUCGCUCCAGAUGGCAGUUUGACCAGCGUGACAGUUGAGGAGAGGAUCGCUGCCGGUGUACCAGUCGAGCCUUCCGAGUCGCCGGCAACACCAACACCAUCAGGGUCGCAAGCUGAGCAACCGCAGGAAGUGAUACAGAUUGAAGUUACAGAGCAGCCCGCGGAGACCGCGCCCGUCGCAGUCACCGAAGGAAGUGCCAUAGAUACCGAGUCGCCUACUACACAAGGUGCCGAGGAGCCAGCAGCACCUGUACCUGAUACCUCCUCUUCCUCCCCCUCCUCCUUCCCACCACCAUCAUCUGCUUCCCAGCAGGCACAGUCUCGACCCCUGAGACCAGCGGCAUACGCUUUCCGCGAUCCAGAUUGGGAAAAGGCAGAAUUGUCAUACCACACACUAGCUGUUCAGCAGCUCAACGACCUCACGCGCUCCUAUAAUUUGAUGGCCCCUAAGAUCGCCCAGAAACCGUACUACACUCUCGACCGAGAGUUGAAGCGUUGCUUCGCAGACGUCGCCCCCACUCUCGCCGACGAGAUUCUCGAGCGUAGUCGUAAACCGCUCGUCAAGAUCAGCAUCAUGCCGCAUCAAGAAGGAGGUGUGCUGGAACGAUUUGGGGCCGGAGAGAGAUAUCAUGGUCACCAUGGAAUAAUCCGAGACGAGGUUCACGGUAAAGAGUAUGGAUUUCGGCAAUUCUGGAGGGAUCUCUUUGGCGGCGGUGGUGACGGAAAGGAGAAAAGGCGCCAGGUUGCAUGAACAAGUACUAUAUACCGAAGAAUGUUCAAGACGACAGCUGCGAUCACUCUCACAACAAUCACAACAACGACUAGAUUCAAAUCUAGAUGUAUAUCAAUAUAACAACGACCUACGACCACGAUGACGAUGAAGAAGAUUUGGAAAAUGUAAAAUCAUUGUUUCUUGUAUAGCAUAUCAUUCACUCGUUCAGAUAAUCUCAAGC